Molecule: messenger RNA, 801 nt
Organism: Triticum turgidum subsp. durum (durum wheat)
Lineage: Eukaryota; Viridiplantae; Streptophyta; Magnoliopsida; Poales; Poaceae
Source: the annotation of a GenBank genome assembly
AUGUGCCUGCUGCUCUCUGGCAGCACCAGCGGACCAGCCAGCAUGAGCAGGAUCCACCCUUCCGAUCGCGGCGACGGCGCCCGCCGCGCGGCGCGGACGGCCGCGGCGGCGGAGCGGGAGCGGCAGCAGCCAGCUGUGUACACGGUGUGGAAGAGGUCCAGCAUGGGGUUCCAGGGCACCGACGGCUUCUCCGUCUACGACGCCGCCGGGAGGCUCGCCUUCCGCGUCGACAACUACGCCCGCCGCCCCAAGGCCUUCGCCGGCGAGCUGCUGCUCAUGGACGGCCGCGGCGCCCCUCUCCUCUCCCUCAGGCCGCAGAUCUUCAGCCUGCACGACCGAUGGAACUGCUACAGAGUUGCACCGGGAGAAGAAGGUUGCCCGGAGACGGACAAGAGCUCCUCCGCGCAGCAGCUCUUCUCCAUGCGGAAGUGCGCCGCUCUGCAGAGCACGGACGACGCAGAGGUCCACAUGUCAACGACCUCGGCGGCGACGACGUCAGGGCGCGGCUGCCGGGCUCCGCCGUCCCCUCCUUCCGGCUACCGCGUGGAGGGCUGCUUCUCCAGGAGGAGCUGCAAGAUCACCAGGAGCGACGGCCAGGAGGCGGCACGGAUACUGAGGAAGAAAGCCGGUGGACCUACGGCGGCGGCGGCGUCGUCGUCCAGGCCCGUCGCUCUCGGCGACGACGUGUUCAGCCUGGUCGUUCGGCCGGGCGUGGACGCCGCCACGGUCAUGGCUAUUGUCGUUGUCAUGGACCGGAUCUGCCGGAAGCCCUACGCACCAAUGGCGUGCUCUGCACAGUAA